GAAAUGAAAAUGAAAAUGGAAAGAAAAAACAUUAAACUUUCAUUUAUAACACGAUAUAAUAUCGCCAAGUCUAACUGCGAUUUUGCUUUACUUAUGCAUCGCAGAGUAAAAUAAUUUUCCUUUCUAGAGCGUUAAACGUUACACAACAAAGCUUUUUGUAUAUCUUUCACUUUUUUGGGUUGUAAAUAGCGGAACAAAAGUUUUUUGAAUAAAAGCCAAGGCCAUAACGAAUAAGACCGCAGUACACCGUCUCUGGCCUUUGAAGCCACAUAAACAUAAUAUAUCAUAAUAUAUAUAUAUAUUUUAUAAAUUGUUUAAUACAAAACACACAAUGGAUAAGUUUAGAGUAAGUAAAAUAUUCAAUAUCUACAAAAUUGUUUAAAAAGAGAGAGACACGGAGAAGCUGUUGCUUUCAAUUUCAAAACAGAUGUUACCAGCUACCUUGAUAAGUUUGGCAUACUUUUUAACGAUAAGCGCAGCCUCGCAUGUUAGCACCGAGGAUUUAACCAUAUCGGAUGGCCAUCAAUCCUUAUCCGGUCACCAUCAGCCGUUGGAAACAUAUUCGGAAGUUUCAAAACCUGUGCCAGUGCAAGUCAUUGAGAAAAUUCCUUUACCCAUUCCGCAUCCAGUGCCUGUUAAAGUGCCCAAUGUCAUACGUUUACAAAUUCCUGAACCUUAUGCCGUCCAUGUGCCAGUCCAGCAGGAGAUACAAGUACCGACCUAUCGUAUUGUGCCAGAAAUAACUGAGAAACGUAUACCGUAUACCGUUGAGAAACCAUAUCCGGUAGAGGUGGAGAAACCCUACCCGGUCGAGGUGGUAAAACAAAUUAAGAUUGUCGUACCCAAACCGUAUCCUGUACCAUAUCCGAUCUAUAAGCAUGUCGUGCAGAAAGAACACGGUGGAGGCUGGUAAAUUUGUGAUCGAAAGUGUAGAAAAAGUAGAUAGCGUGAUAAAUAGUAGAUUUAUUAUGCAACUAUCA
Messenger RNA from Glossina fuscipes, 980 nucleotides. Its product is annotated as MAGE-like protein 2. NCBI's taxonomy places the organism in Eukaryota, Metazoa, Arthropoda, Insecta, Diptera, Glossinidae. The transcript has a single exon. The record is from RefSeq and is a predicted model, not a curated record. The coding region runs from base 428 to 913 and encodes 161 amino acids.